Peronospora matthiolae is the source of this 222-nucleotide messenger RNA. NCBI's taxonomy places the organism in Eukaryota, Oomycota, Peronosporomycetes, Peronosporales, Peronosporaceae. The record is from the annotation of a GenBank genome assembly.
AUGGAGCUGGUCGGCGACGAACGAGUCGUUAGUGGCACAGUGAUACGCGCGUAUCCAUUGCAGUCGCUGCGUGGCGAUACAUCUCUAAGCAGUACAGGAUCAGGCACAUUCGGUCCUGGUGUUGGGCCGUGCGGACAGGAUGCGGCGUCACAAAUGAUGGCAGUCGUUGUGGAGAACCAUAUCCUUUUCACAUUGAUCAUGGCGAGUGCUGCCCUUAUAUAA